AUGGCGUUGCAAAAAGCGAACAAAUUGGCAGAUUUGAUCAUGCAAGAGCCGCAUCGAUUUGCUCUACAUGGUGACCCACAAUUAGCGUCUAGUGGUUUGGAGGCAUUGAAAGCAUUGUUUGAUUUUUCGUUAGAAACGGAAAAUCUUGCAAUUCCACCUAUUGCUGCUACUUUGCAUUCAACGUUUCCCGAUGAUGAAGUUGUGGAUGAAUCAACAAAGGCCGGAUCAAAGAGAAAAAGAAAGAAUGCGAAAAAGAACACGAACGUUCAUCGUCUUUUCGAACAAACACCUUUGACCGAAUUAUCUGUUGAUGGGAUGUCAGCAGGACAGGUAUGGGAUCAAAUGGAAUUGCGAAAUGCAAAAGUUUCAACUUUAUUGGAUGCUAUCAUUGUUACUGAACAGCCAGAAGACGAAGAUGCCGAUGAAGAAGAUGAAGAUGACGAAGAAGAGAUGGAAGGAUGGGGUAAGAGUGCAGAUGGCGUUGCGAAGGAUGAAGUGAUGAGCAAGAAGGACAAUAAGCGAGCCAAACUUGAUCAAAGCGAAGAAGAUGAAGAGGAGAUUGUAAACAAUCUAGACAAGCUUACCGAUGCGGAAUUAAGAUCGAUCGGAAUCGAUCCUUCACAGAGACAAGAUUUUGAAAGUGCAAUCAAAGAGGGCCAAUUCGAUGAUUCAGAAGAUGAGGAAGAGUCCGAUGAUGAUGCUCAUGGAUAUCCUGGUGCCUCAGAUUUGAGCGAUGACGACGAAUUGUCCGGAGUCAUUCUCACAGAGCCUCUUCUAAGCGAGGCAGAACAACAGAAACGCAAAGCAGAGAUUGAAGCAAGAGAACAGCGUCAAAUGCGAAGUCAAAGGCAGUUCGCCAAAAUGAUGAAGAGGAUGCAAGGGGGCCCAGAGGAAGACGAUAGCGAUGAUGAAGAGGAGGAGGAAGAAGAAGAUGAAGAAGACGACGACGAUGAAGAUCAAGAUUACAACGGAAGUGAUGAAGAGGAAGAGGAGGAAGAGAGACGAAAGAGAUCAAUCCUAGAUAAUCUUGAUGAGGAAGGCGAAAGCUCAUCGACCUCAAACGCAAAGAAGGUCAAGCGAAAUGCAGAAUUGGAUGACGACUUUUUCUCCAUCGAUCAAUUCAACAAAGAGACAGAUGAUUAUGGUGAUGAAGGCGUCGACUUGGGUGAGGAAAUUGACUUGUUCAAAAGUGUCGACGAACCCGAGGAUGAUGACGAGGACGAAGAGGGAGAAGGAUCUGGACAAGUAUACUACAAGGAUUUCUUUGGUCCACCGCCAUUCAAAUCGGACACAGGGAAAGAAAAGCCAUCAUUCAAGAAAUCACCUGCAAAACCACCCGCUGCUGUUGAAAAGGCACCGAAGCGAGUACCUUCUGUGCGUUUCAACGAUGAAGUCUCUGUUCUGCGUAUCAAAGCAAGAAAAGCCAAAGAGACGCAAAUCACACCAGAGUUACUUCAAAUGCUCCAACAAUAUCCCGAUCCCGAUAGUGCUGAUUUCGAGGAUGAGGGAGAUGAGAAGGAGAGUGAUGAAGAGGACUUCGAAGAAGGCGAUAGCGAGGAUGAUGGAGAAGAGGAUGGUAUGGAAGAAGAUGAAGAAAGCGGAGAGGAAGUAGAUGAGGAGGAAGACGAGGAGGACGAGGUAGAUGAAGAUAUUAUGGAAGCAGAUUCUGAUGCAGGCGAACAAAUGCAUGCAAAUGGAGUUGAAGAAGACGCACUCUUGGAUUCGGAUGCUGAACAAGAGACAGCUGAACGAGUUGCUGGAGACCUGUUCGCAGACGAAGAGGAAGAUCCCGAAGAUGAUGCUGCUGCAGGCAUAUCGAGUCAUCAGCGACGUCUGAAUGCCUUGCAAGAAGAAAUCGCACGACUUGAGAGAGAAAAUGUAGGCAAAAAAGACUGGACAUUGAUGGGAGAAGCUGGCUCCCGCGCAAGACCAGAGAAUAGCUUGUUGGAAGAAGAUGUUGAUUUUGAAAGCAACCGUAAAUCAAAGCCGGUGAACACACCCGAAACGACAAAGUCUAUUGAAGAUUUGAUCAAAAGUCGCAUCUUAGAAAACAAUUUUGAUGACGUUCAACGCAGGGCAACACUGCAGCCGUUGGAUUUCAUGCCUAGCAAGAUGCUAGAGCUCAGUGAUCAAAAGAGUUCCAGAAGUUUGGAUCAAGUGUACGAAGAUGAUUUCGGUGGCGUGGGUGACGCUCAAGGACAAAAGCUUGACAAGGAAUUACAAAAAGAGCACGAAGAGAUCGAUCAGCUUUACGAGAAUUUGGAAUCCCAACUUGACGCUUUGAGCAAUGCUCACUUUACACCCAAAGCUCCCAAAGUUUCCAUUCAAACGAUCAACAAUGCUCCAACAAUCUCCAUGGAAGAAAGUCUACCGACGACCAUGUCUAAUGGUACACAAUUGGCACCAGAAGAGGUGUAUGCUGCAGGAGCACAUAAUGAAGCUCUGGAAGGCGCUUCAUCUGAAUUGACACCAGAAGAGAAACGCAGAAGACAUCGUCAACUUCGUGAUGAGAAGCGUUCAAAGAACGAACGUAUUGCCGAACACAAGAAAACCGUUGAAAUCAAUCGUGAAGCAUUUGGACAAAACAGAGGUGGCCGAUUCGCCGGAAAGAGUGGUGGCGGAAAGCAAAAUGGAAAGAAGGCAAGUGAAGAAAAAGAAGAAGCUUUACGAAAGCUUAUGGGCAACAAAGGUGUUUCCGUUGUUGGAAAAGGUGAUUCUAAUAACGCCAAAAAGGCUCGAUCUAAUCAAUCGAACGGCCAAGCAGCCAACGCUGCCAAUUACAAACUCUAA
Meira miltonrushii is the source of this 2790-nucleotide messenger RNA. RefSeq names its product Mpp10-domain-containing protein. The transcript has a single exon. The record is from RefSeq and is a predicted model, not a curated record. Gene Ontology annotation, cellular component: sno(s)RNA-containing ribonucleoprotein complex; Mpp10 complex; nucleus. Gene Ontology annotation, biological process: rRNA processing. NCBI's taxonomy places the organism in Eukaryota, Fungi, Basidiomycota, Exobasidiomycetes, Exobasidiales, Brachybasidiaceae. Bases 1 to 2790 code for a protein of 929 amino acids.